This is a messenger RNA of Nelumbo nucifera (sacred lotus), 1404 nucleotides long. RefSeq lists its product as uncharacterized. NCBI's taxonomy places the organism in Eukaryota, Viridiplantae, Streptophyta, Magnoliopsida, Proteales, Nelumbonaceae. The record is from RefSeq and is a predicted model, not a curated record.
AUGCCUCGUUCUUCUCGUGUUGGUGAACUCCAAUACAAUCCUGAGAUCGAAAACACAGUUUGCUGGUUGAGGAAAGAAGCUAAGCAACAUCGCAACCAAUCGACAUCACUCCCAUCUCCCGGGGUGAAGUUGGCAAUAGACCUCGUCGAGUCAUUUGACAAUUCUGAAGAAGAAGUCAUGGCCAACAUCGACGAAAGAACUCUUAGAGAGCUAGUUGCACCGUAUCUGAAUCAACAACCACUCUGCAUCGAAUAUAUAGAUCUAACGGUACCUUUUGAUCUGAAAUCCAGUCUUAUCCACUUACUUCCUACUUUCCGUGGACUUUCAGGUGAAGAUCCCCAUAAACACUUAAAAGAAUUUCAUGUAGUCUUCUUGAGCAUGAUACCUCAAGGUGUUACCGAAGAGCAGAUCAAGUUGCGUGCCUUUCCUUUCUCACUAGCUGACAAAGCUAAGGAUUGGCUUUUCUACGCACCCUCCGGUUCUAUCACUACAUGGAAUGAGAUGAAGAAGCUGUUUCUUGAAAAGUUCUUCCCUGCAUCACGAGCUGCUAAUAUCAGGAAGGAAAUCUGUGGGAUAAAACAGUUCAAUGGAGAGACUCUCUAUGAGUAUUGGGAGAGAUUCAAGCAACUAUGUGCAAGCUAUCCUCAACAUCAGAUUCCGGAUCAACUCCUUAUCCAAUACUUUUAUGAAGGAUUCUUGCCAAUGGAUAGGAGUAUGAUCAAUGCUGCAAGCGGAGGAGUGUUAGUGAAUAAAACUCCUACUCAAGCAAGGGAACUAAUUGCAAACAUGGCCGCCAAUGCACAACAGUUCGGCAAUAGACAAGAGUUCAUCCCGAGGAGAGUCAAUGAGGUAAGUACUUCCUCCAUUGAUCAACGAUUAGAUACUCUCACCUCUCUUGUGGAAAAUUUGGUGGUAGGUCAUGUACAACAAGUAAAGACUUGUGGCAUUUGUUCCACUACGGGUCAUCCAACUGACAUGUGUCCUACACUUCAAGAUGAACCCUAUGAACAAGCCAAUGCUGUUGGAGGAUUCCCACAAAGGAGAUAUGAUCCCUAUUUAAAUACUUAUAAUGUAGAAUGGAGGGAUCAUCCUAAUCUCAACUAUGGAGCCAAGCCCUUCGGUUUCCAACAAUAUCAAGCUAGACAACCAGCUCCGCAACAUUCAUCUUCCAAACCAGGUAUGUCUUUAGAUGAAAUUGUUAAGGCACUUGCAACUAACACCCAACAAUUUCAACAGGAGACGAGAACCAGCAUCCAAAACCUGGAGAAUCAAGUGAGCCAAUUGGCAACUGCUGUGAGUCGAUUGGAAUCUCAAGGAUCAAGAAAACUACCCUCACAGACCAUAGUCAACCCUAAGCAAAAUGCUAGUACUUUAAGAAACGGAAAGGAGCUCAACACCGAUUAA